CGCCAGAUGCCGUCGCGAAGAGACGCGCGUCUCGCCGCGCCGCGCCGCCGCGCGUCCGCGCUCGCCCUUAUCACCUUAUCACCCCUUAUCAACCCAUCGCAAAACCGAUCGCGGCCCGCCAGUUGAUUUCACGCGAUUUCCACAUGUGAUUACCGUUUAUGAUCAUGACUGCAUUGUGUUUGGCAAAAUUGUGUGUUUUGAUGCUUUCCUUGGUUUUGGAUGUUACCGGUCAAGGUCAACAACAGCUAUUUAACAAUAAGUUGGCAUGCAUAGAGAAAGAAGAGUGCGGGGCCUGUCUCACCGCGGCGUCGCAUUGUCGAUGGUGUGCUGACCCUUACUUCGGGAACAGAGUGCCGAGGUGCAAUGAUGACGAGAGUCUGGUGGCAGCUGGGUGUGGUCAGGGCCUAAUCCAGCGUCCUUUGAAUCCCUUAUGGGAGGUUGUUGAGAACCGGCCCCUUCAAGACGUUCGCAAUGACAGUGUUGAAGACGUGGUGCAGAUACAACCACAGAAACUGCGUCUUUCUCUUAAGCCUCGGGAAACAAAAAAGAUAAAAUUUAAAUACCGACCUGCGAAAAACUACCCCCUGGAUCUGUACUACCUGAUGGACCUCACGUGGUCGAUGAAGGAUGACAAGAAGACACUCGUGUCGCUGGGAGACGACUUGCUCGCUAUGCUGAAGAAUUUGACUGAUAAUUUUCGGCUGGGUUUUGGCAGUUUCGCAGACAAGCCGAUGAUGCCAUACGCCUAUAUGGAUCCCAAUCGAAUGAAGAACCCUUGUGCCCUUCAAGAUGAAAGCUGCGAGAUGACUUAUAGUUACAGACAUCAUUUGUCACUCACUACAGAGGUCAAUGACUUCAUAGAGAAGGUGGACAAGAGUUCAGUGACAGCGAACCUGGACAACGCUGAGGCACAGUUGGAGGCGUUGGUGCAGACCGUGGCGUGUGACGUCAUAGGCUGGGCGCCACGGGCGAGGAAGAUAGUCAUACUGCUGUCUGAUGGGCUGAUGCAUACAGCUGGAGACGGGAAAAUCAGUGGAACGGUGAUGAGAAAUGACGAGGCUUGUCAUUUAGACGAGAACGGAUACUACUCCGAGGCCCUCACGUACGACUACCCGUCGAUAGCUCAAGUGUACAGGCUCUUAGAUGAGUACAAGGUGAACGUUAUAUUUGCUGUGACCGAUGACGUCAAAAGGCACUACGAUCAACUGCACGAGCUACUAAAAGAUUUCACUUACGUCGCUAAGUUGGAGAGCGAUAGUUCUAAUAUAUUGAAGCUAGUCAAAAUGGGUUAUGAAGAUAUAGUGAGCGUGGUAGAUUUUGAGGACAACACAAACGAGGGACCAAUGACAAUUAAGUAUUUCAGUGACUGUGGAGUGCCUGAUGGACCGUUGGUGGAAACGACUCGGUGCACCGGCGUCGAAUACGGAAUGACGUUGAAUUACGAAGCGCACAUUACUUUGGAAUCUUGUUCUGAGUUUAGAACGUACUACGAGGAUAUCAACAUCAUAGAAAGUCAACUGGGUCAGGAUACGCUGGCCUUGGAGGUCCAGGUCCAGUGCGGCUGCAACUGUUCCGGAGACCAGCUCAAAGACAUCUCCAUGUCUUGUCCAUUGAAUUCGCAUCCUGUCUGCGGAGUCUGCCAGUGUGAUAAGGGAUGGUCCGGCCCUAGCUGCGACUGCUCCAUAACGGACGACACCGCGUCCGCGGAGCUGAUGAUGCAAUGUCGCGCCCCCAACGCGAGUCGAACCUGCUCUGGCGCCGGCGACUGCCUCUGCGGGAGGUGCGAGUGCGACCCGGGCUACCAGGGGCGGUACUGCCAGUGCCAGGCUUGUGAUGUGAGCAUUGAAAAUGGGUUAGAAUGCGGUGGUGUUGGUCGUGGCUCCUGCGUGUGCGGCCAGUGCGCGUGCGCGGAGGGUUGGGGGGGCUCCGCGUGUGACUGCGCCCUCAGCAACGAGACCUGUCUAGCGCCGGGCAGCGACGAAGUCUGUUCGGGACAUGGCUCCUGUGAAUGCGGCAAAUGUAUAUGUUCAUGGAGCGAUGACACCCCACCGACGAGGUACAAGGGGACGUACUGCGAGACGUGCGCCACGUGUCAGAACCCACUGUGUACCACCGCCGAGCCGUGCGUGUCGUGUCACCUCAACGACACGUGUGUCGACUCGUGUACUAUAUCCAGUGUAAACUACACUGUAGUGGAGAGCUUUAACAGUACAGAAGCAGCUAACAUCAACGACAUUAGCUGCAUAUACCGGCUCAAAGACUGUGAAUACCGCUAUACUUACGCUGCGGCCACCAAAGAGUCUAUUGACAUGGAGAUCGUCAUACGCAGCAAGGAAUGUUCCCAAGUCAGCAGCGCUAGGAUCAUGAACGUAGGAUUCGCUAUCAUGCUGUGCAUAGUGGUCGCAGGAAUUGUAGUCAUAUUGAUAGUCAAAAGCCUUCAAAUCAUGUCCGAUAGAAGGGCCUACGCUAAGUUUGUUAAGGAAGCUGAAAUGAGCAAGAUGGACUAUCAGGAGAUGAAUCCGAUUUAUAAGUCUCCGAUUUCACAGUUCACAAUGCCCGAAGACUUUCCUAGAGAUAAAAUGGAAUGAUUAAAAGUGUAUGUUCAAAAUAUAUAUAAAUAUAUAUAAAUAUAAUAUAUAUAAAUAUAAAUAUAUAAAUAUAAAUAUAUAUAAAUAAAUAAAUAAAAAUGAAGUUUAUCUAUCAAUGAUUUUUAUUGAUACAUCAAUACUGGGAUUGUGAACGGAAGUUAACUAAAACUAACUGGCCGGUCCUAUAUUGUGACGGGUUAUUACACAAUUUUAUGAAGCUUUUCGGUACCUACCAUUUAAUCUCACCAAAAUAAUAUUUUUAACAUAUAAUAAAGCGUUUUGUGGCACAACGUUUCGUACUAUAAACUACUUCUGAGAGAAAAUUAUAAAGACUAUAAAUAUAUAAAUUUGAAGUUAUCACGUAUUUAAAUCUUCUUGCUUAUGUCAAAGAAAUUACCGUGCCUAGCUGUACAACUCUUUGAUAAUUAUUACCAUCCUAAACAUCAAAUCUUAAGUACUUUUUAAUGGUUUUCAACUUAACGUAGGUAUGGUUAAAUUGGUUAGUCUACGGUUAGUUUAAAGAAUUUUAUGAUGAUAUGAACUAAAAAUGCUAUUCAUAUACGUCAUAAUAUAAGUAUUAUGUAAAAAAUUACGUACUGUUCUUAAGUCCAAAGAAAAGUUUUUGUAAAUAUUUUAAAUUUUUUUUCAUUCAUUGUAAUUGUUUUUUGAAAGAUUUUGCAUCAGCUAGUUUCUUCACUAUUAAAAAUUUUCUAUUAAAAUGUUAUAUCCUAAAUUAUUAUAUAUAUAAUAUUAAGAUUAUUAUUUAGAUUUAUCUUUUUACAGUCGCUAGUCUCCAAUUUUGCAUAAAUUUUGUACUUACCAAUAUAAUGACUUAUUGUUUAGAUAGUUCCUAAUGUAACACUAUAAUAAAUUAUGUUUAAUUAAGAAAUAUAAAUCUGUUACUUAAAAUGAUUAAAACAACUUUGAAAUGGUCUUAUUUUUAUUGUUUUCUUAAAACAUUUAUUUUAGUCGGCUUUGAAUUGUGGUCGUUUAUGAAGAGGUUUAUUUUACAUAUUUUGUAGGAAUAUUAUAUUUUUUAACUGAA
Amyelois transitella is the source of this 3633-nucleotide messenger RNA. RefSeq names its product integrin beta-nu (gene Itgbn). The record is from RefSeq and is a predicted model, not a curated record. Bases 159 to 2588 code for a protein of 809 amino acids. Gene Ontology annotation, cellular component: cell surface; focal adhesion; integrin complex. Lineage: Eukaryota; Metazoa; Arthropoda; Insecta; Lepidoptera; Pyralidae. The transcript is spliced from 13 exons. Gene Ontology annotation, biological process: cell migration; integrin-mediated signaling pathway; cell-matrix adhesion. Gene Ontology annotation, molecular function: integrin binding.